Messenger RNA from Homarus americanus (American lobster), 2001 nucleotides. Its product is annotated as clotting factor G beta subunit-like. Bases 51 to 1472 code for a protein of 473 amino acids. The record is from RefSeq and is a predicted model, not a curated record. The transcript is spliced from 9 exons. NCBI's taxonomy places the organism in Eukaryota, Metazoa, Arthropoda, Malacostraca, Decapoda, Nephropidae. Gene Ontology annotation, molecular function: serine-type endopeptidase activity. Gene Ontology annotation, biological process: proteolysis.
CCGGUUGAGGUCUCAGUUGUGUUGUGGAUCCAGGUGUGUGAGGAGGGAACAUGUGGGGCCAUACGCAGGUGUCUCUGGUGUUGGUGGCUCUUGUUGUGUUGGCCACAGUGGCCAGUACACGGGGUCAUGGAAACUUCACAGGCCAUCAAUUAGUUACCACAAAGAAACCGAUAAACAUACUGGACCUGCCGGCAGGGUCUUCCUGCACAGCUCACACAGGCGGCCCCGGAACCUGUCUUAAUAUCCGCAAGUGUCCAUUUGUUGGUCAGACGUACCGCCUCAACAUGCCAGUCAUAUGUGGGUACAGCGGCGUCUUCCCCAUUGUCUGUUGCCCUUCAACUGGAGCGGCCAUCUGGGACAUCUCUCCACCUGCCGUCAACUUCCAAUGUGGAACAAACCCUCACAGAACUUUUAGCUUGUUACUCGAGAGUCCUUAUGAGGAGUUCAUCUUGAGGCCUGACGCUACCAGCAGCAGUCACUUCUCGUCGGAUGUCUUUCCCGUACCCAUCCCGACCAUGAGGCCUGUGAGACCCACUUCUCCCUCGGGGUCUGGCAUCCCCAGUCGACCUCGCCCUGGGAUUCCCGUGGCCGCUUUUAAUGAUCCGUCGGCGCGUGUGGAACGUCCACUUUCUUCUGCAAAGCGCCAACAAGGUGGAUCGGCUGCAGAAGCACAACCUUCGGUUUCAGCAAAAGCCUUUGAUAGUGUUGUCCCUCGCGUAGUUGGCGGAGUAAUAGCAGUAAAGAACGCCUGGCCAUGGAUGGCGCUGCUCGGGGACAUCAAUGAACAGGGCACCAUCACUUGGUUCUGUGCAGGAGCGCUCAUCAACAAGCAGUGGGUCCUUACCGCUCUUCAUUGUUUCUUGUCCAGGACAGUGACAGUGGUGCGCCUGGGUGAACAUGACUACAAUGAUGAUGGAGACGGCGCCGCUCAUGAGGACUUCGGUGUGGCAGAGACCAUCUUGCAUCCUGACUACGUGCACCCCCAGGGCUACCACGACCUAGCUCUUCUCAAGCUAAACCGUAGAGUGAUAUUGAAGCCAUUCAUCAACCCGGUGUGUCUACCGUGGGGGCAGGAGAGCAUCAACGACCUGACUGGCACGAAGGCUAUUAUUGCUGGCUGGGGUGACACUGAGUUUGCUGGUGAGCCAAGCUCGGUGCUGCAGGAGGUGGAGAUAACAGUAUUCCAAUCCUCAGACUGUGACAAGAGUUACUCUACUCGAGACGAUUAUCUCAAACAGUUCCCAAGAGGCAUCGGGAAGGAGACCGUGUGUGCUGGAGACCGAGCGGGAGGAAGAGACGCCUGCCAGGGUGACUCUGGUGGCCCCUUGGUGUCGAGGAAUUCAGCUGGGCAAUACACCAUGGCAGGCGUCGUGUCUCGUGGUGCUGCCUGUGGGCACAAAGACUUCCCCGGCCUGUGCGCCAACAUCCGUGAGGAGCAGUACCUCGCCUGGGUCAAGAAGAUGGCUUUCUAAGAAGAACUUCCUCUGUCACAAGACUUUCUGAACACAUCUGGAAUCCAUUGAUCAACAUAUAGUUCCAAAGAAUUUCACCACUUGAAUUGUUAAAUGUUAUUUGAGUAGGAACAGGUGGGACCCAAAAGAUAAAUAUUCUGUAAGAUAAUUAUAAGAUAGUUGACACAUUAGGUCACUACACAAACUAGUGUGGCCAUUAUUAUAUGACUCUGUUAUUAAAGGUUUAUGCGUCACAAGUAUUGUUGACGUCCACAAGGUUAAUAGAACAUAACUAAUGGGUGAAGUGUCUCACUGUCCAGAGAACAUCAUUCACCACGCCCAGUUAUGAAGAAGUUAUGUGUUGACCCUGAACUUGUUAUAAUAUGAAGAACAAACAAGUUCAUUAUCAAGUUAUGAAAUUUUCGUUGUGAAAUUUUACUGAAAACUGAAAUAAAUCAUUGUUAGGCUAAUAAAUUAUUCCACAAUAUAUUUCUUAUAUGAAUUAUUGUUAUAUUGUUAAUUGAUAAUAAUUAUUGGUCAUCAGACAAAA